Molecule: messenger RNA, 531 nt
Organism: Adelges cooleyi (spruce gall adelgid)
Lineage: Eukaryota; Metazoa; Arthropoda; Insecta; Hemiptera; Adelgidae
Exons: 2
Coding region: 21-446 (141 amino acids)
Source: RefSeq, a predicted model, not a curated record
ACGAAAACGAAGCGCCCAGUAUGGUUAUCGUCGAUCAAUCGUUAAUCCCAAUUGAUGAAAAUAUCAUCGAUUUCAACAAUAACGGCAGUGUCGACGAUGUAAUUUGUGAUGUGUCAACCGAGUCGGCUGAACAUGUGCCAAGUGAAGAAACCAAUGCUGGGUUGAUUAACGUACAAACUAUUAAACAGGAAGUAAUAGACGACGAAUAUGAAAACGUGUACAACCAGUACUUGAGUCAAUGGACUACCGACUCGGACGACUCGGAAACCGAAAUUACCUGUCCAAUUAUCAAGCAAGAAGUCAUCGACCAAGAAUACCACCUGAGUCAGUGGGACGACCGGGUCCCUUCGACCAGUUGGGAGGCGACCUAUACGGAACUAACCGAUCAGAGAAUUAAUGAAGACGAUAGUGACGAUGACGAAAAGUAUAUUCAGUACCUGCGCUAAUAAACUACGUUUAAAAAUAAUUUCACAUAAACUACAUUGUUGUUUAUGUAAUGUAUAUCUGUUUAAUGUUUAUAAUGUUUUUGUA